Letharia lupina is the source of this 3144-nucleotide messenger RNA. RefSeq lists its product as uncharacterized. The transcript has a single exon. Gene Ontology annotation, cellular component: mediator complex; core mediator complex. NCBI's taxonomy places the organism in Eukaryota, Fungi, Ascomycota, Lecanoromycetes, Lecanorales, Parmeliaceae. Gene Ontology annotation, biological process: regulation of transcription by RNA polymerase II. Gene Ontology annotation, molecular function: transcription coregulator activity. The record is from RefSeq and is a predicted model, not a curated record. Bases 1 to 3144 code for a protein of 1047 amino acids.
AUGCCAGGCAUUCUACCAAGAGCCGAAGUUAUUAGCAAGGGUCCUAUGGGCAUGAAGAUGGCGACUGAUGUCCAGUCUGAUGCCAUGGUCGAAGGAGAUACCCACGAUGUCAAGAUGGGAGACUACCGCAAUGGCUAUGCGCAAACAAAUGGAGAUCAUGGGCUCAUGAAUGGGACCUAUGCAAAUGGUAUCCCCUCAAGUCCUAGCUCCAUUCAGCGCAAGACAUCCGCUGCGGUCGAGAAGCUUGUGGGCCAACUUCCUCCGGAGAUUGAGCAUGUAACGUUUGGUUACGUACCCUUCUCCUCCCUGAUAUCAAGGCUUGUUCAAGAAACCUUUAACGACCUUACCGACGUCAUCAAUGAUAUGUCGGACAUGCCAGUUCCUCAGCCUAGUCAAAGCGAGCCCCAUAACCAUAUCCACCAACAAUUAAAUGGUAACGGAGACACUUCGCAGGCUAAUGUGCAGAAGAAGCUGCGCGUGCUACAUUUCGCCAGCGAUCGGAGGGCGCAAUUCGUCAAGAUUUUAAUACUAUCUCGAUGGGCCCGACAAGUAGAGGCAGUGAGCAGGGUUAUUGACCUAAAUUUCUGGCUGAGCAACCAGAUAGGCCAAUACGAUGAGUGUUGUUCAUGGAUGGGAGAGCUAAAGCGAAGACUCAUACCACUCAGAGAGCCCAACCCUGAUAUCAAGACCGCUUUGGAGGUGCUUUCUCUUGGCAAAGCAUCGUGGCUACCUGAUCUCAGCUACCUACCUCCUGAGCCUUUAACCCCCCAAGAACUCGUCAAUGCCCUCCGGAGAAUCAACACCCUUCUCUCGAUCCGUUUAAACCUUCAAGAAAACAUACCACCAGUCUUUCGAGAUUACUCCAUUGCGUCUGGUCGAGCAACCUUCCACGUUGUGGACGAAUUUGAGGUCGACCUCUCUAUAGCCGAGGAAGAUGCCUCAUCACAGCUCUAUCUCAUUGACUUUCGCUUUGCAUUCUCGCCAAAACCUAUGGAGCUGCCGGCCGGUAGGCUGCGAAAUGAAAUUGAAGGCAGGGCCAACGACGUGCUCAAGCACGAUGGUCUGCAAGGCCUUUUUGAUUUCCUGCACAACCUCGUACUCACCCACAAGCUCCUUGUCUUGAGGAAUCAAGCGCACGAAAUGGUGAGGGGUCACUGGUCUGAAUAUUUACAAGUAGAGGCUGUGCAUCGAUCUGUUGUUUUGCAAUACUGGUCGAAUAGGCCAGGAGGCAAGAAUUGGAUCGAGAUUGGGCUCAAGCGUGGCAAAGAGGUUCGACUAUCCUACUCAUCAAGAAGCCAAAGGAUACCUCACAUUGCUUUGCGGUGGUUCCGCAAUGGCAAGGAGGUUGACAAUGUCACAGUUGAAAUAAGAUUGGGUGAACUGUCACUCUUAAACAUUGUUCAGGAAAUCAUCGCACUGCACACAAACUACAUCUUCCAGGAGAUGGCGGCCAAGUUGAACGAAUCGUCGUUGUAUUCGGGAGGUUUUAUGAGGUGCAAACGCAACUCAUCGAUGACAGAGCCUUUGAACGCAUCUUUGCUUGUACAGCUUACGACCUCGAAAGCCGUGAAAGUUGUUCAAGAGCCUGUGUCAGGCCGAUUUGCAGUACUACCAGCGUCUCAUUUGAACAGUCGCGCGGAACAUGAGCUAAAUCGUCUUGCAUCCCCUGCUACAGAAGGGGCUUCUCAAUUGGCGCAUCUCAGGUCAAUCGCAUCUCAGGAGGAAGUCGAUGCUAGUGCCCGCAGCAUGGGAUUGGAGCCCGUGCGAUCGUUGAACCCAGGCCAGGACACAAUGCAACGCCUCUUUCCAAAGAAUACCCAAAGAACCAAGUUCUUCAGAAGACAAGCUUGGAGUGCUAAUUGGAUCUUGGCGUUCACUACUGGCCUCGAAGGCGAUUCCUGGUGGAUUGUAGAGCUCCUAGACAAAGCAACAUUAAUUGAAUCGGCGACGUCGAACUCGGUAUCUGGACCCAGACUUCGAGCAGCGUACAAGGUCGCAGCUACGGACCCUCAGUCGCUUGUGACCGACCAGUCUUAUACUGCGCUUGCCCACAUUGAGCGAAACGCCGUAGGGAUGAUCUCUCAAUACUGCGAUACCCGUCAUCUCUCAGCCUCCAAAAUUCCACACAAAGUUCAUUUUUCAGCACCUAGCAGCACGGGAAUUCGGACACCGACCAUUUUGUUCCGUUUUCCUGGCGAGCGUGCUCCGUCUCUGUUAAGCACCCCUAGUGCUUCCAGCUUGCCAUGGGCCAAUGAGAUGGUUAAGCUCGAUUACCGAGGUCUUGAUUGCUCACACAAAUCCGCAAUCCACAUGAUUUCCGCCCGCAUGCAGAAACCUGUCUCCAACGUUAAGGACCUAGUAUUUGCCAUUCCUUCGAUAAUUUUCCACCCUACCUCUGGGGCUUUCACCUUCCAGGUUCUUGCGAAAGUUGGGGAGACCAACAUUCCCAACAUUACCCGCCGCCUGUCAGCAAUUGGCCUUCUGCUAGACUUUGUCUCCACCAUCCAGUCACAUAAACUUACCUUCCAACGUGCGUCUCUCACCCACAUUGAAUUUGUAUACAAUAAAAUCCCCAGUCCUUUGAAGGCAACCAUAUACUUCCCUCCUGACGGACCGAUGCGUGUCUCUCUCGCUAAACCUAAUCCACACCUCCGCAUCGUAGACUAUCUCACAGCUCGGCUAAAGCCCCAGGGUCUCGCAAGCGUUAUUGGCGUCAUGCGGAUGACACUCCCUGUUGUCCGCGCGCUAGCUGCAGUUGAGACUGUCCAUACAAAUGGCGGCGUCGCAGUCCUUACCCGCUCGGAGCAAUGGUAUCAGCUCCGCUACUCUGCGCCCUACCCCAAAGGUGGCUUCGACGUGCGUCUGCGGCAGAGAAGAGACGAACUCAUGUGGAUUGUGCCGGAAGAAAGCAUCAAGAAAGCGGAAACAGGCAAUGAAGCUUUCGAGGAAGGUCUGAAAGGUGCCUUGAGGGGCAAGGGGGAUGGAUGGAGAGGUAUGACAAAAGGAGGAAUAGUUGCCGAUCUCAAGGGGGUUGAGAAUUUAAUUGCGAGGAUGGAUGAGAUUUUCAGCACUGAUGGGCACACGCCCGGUGAGUCAAACCUGAGAAAGAGGAAGGCCGAAGGGGACGUUGUGGAAAUCGACUGA